This is a messenger RNA of Fomitopsis serialis, 1012 nucleotides long. Its product is annotated as cytochrome oxidase complex assembly protein 1-domain-containing protein. The coding region runs from base 129 to 743 and encodes 204 amino acids. The transcript has 5 exons. Gene Ontology annotation, cellular component: mitochondrial inner membrane. NCBI's taxonomy places the organism in Eukaryota, Fungi, Basidiomycota, Agaricomycetes, Polyporales, Fomitopsidaceae. Gene Ontology annotation, biological process: mitochondrial respiratory chain complex IV assembly. The record is from RefSeq and is a predicted model, not a curated record.
GUCCGACCCGCGUCCGACACAGUUCUCCUCAAAAAGCACGCCUAUGAACUGAGUACUGAAAUCUCCAAAGCGACUGCUAAUAGGCAACGACGACUUGGGACUCUACUGUGCAGCUUUCUCUAGUUACCAUGUCCUCGAUCUCUCAGCCUCUCACGUCCGCGUUUGCCCGGCGAUGUUUAGCCAGCCAUAGGUCUUCAUUCGCGAACAGUGCGAGGUCCUACGCGAAUACCUCCCAAAUCCCAAAGGCUCCUCCUCUGAAGGACCUUCCUCCACCAGAGUCCUUCACCGAAGCAUCCAAACCAAGGCAAUACUACAAGCGACCUGAGCGAGAUCUCCCUCCACUUGAGAGAAGAUGGCCUGUAGUCCUCGCUUUCGCUACGGUGGGAGUGGGUGCGUGGGCGCUGUUCCUAGCAUGGAGUAAGAACCAGGAGAAGCUCUCGAGCUCUGUCAUGCGGCAAGUCAUGGAGACCGUCCGCGACAGCGCAGAACUCAAGGAGAUCCUGGGCGAGGCCAUACGCCCUGAGCCCGUUUGGUGGCUGAAUGGAGACCCUUGGAUCAAUGGCUCGAUUCGCCUGAUGCAGGGUAACGUCGACCUGAGCUUCAGGCUGAAAGGUCACAAGCGCGCCGGCACGCUCUACUUCACGAGUAUUAGGAAGGCGAAGGGCGAACCAUUCACAAUUCUGCGAUUCAAGGUCAUCGCGGACGAUGGCACAGUUGUCGAUGUACCAGGAGGCGGCCUGUAGCAUCCAACCAUAAUAACCACUACACUAUCGCACUCCACUGAAAAUUAUCCGGCCGUGCCACACCAGGCUUCAAGAAUCGCAGGCAAUGCCUCGCUAGCCGGAAGGAUGCACGCGAAGAGUCCAAGACUAGCACAUGGCAUCUAUAUUACUGUACCAUAAUAACGACAACAUAACGACGACCGACCCAGAUCACCUCCACCAUCGUGCCAAUCAAUAGACGUGGAUCUGCCAUGACGGUCAGCGACGAAUAUCGGAUGACACCGAUGGAC